UCUGCUGAUUCCCAUUAUUGAUUGAUGUGAUUCCCUCCUGUCCUGCAGGUGGCGUCCCCAUGCGCAUCUACAGCUGGCGGCAUCACAACCAUCCCUUCAACCUCAACUUCCUGGAGGAAGUGCUGCGCUGGAUCGGCAUGAACGAGGUACACAAGGCCAUCACGCUCUUCCUGGAUACGGUUGCUAAGCAGCCCGGCACUCCGUGGAUACAGAGGAGUCUGUACAGAGAGAUGCUCUUCCUCACACUGGCUGCCAUGGGCAAAGAUCACGUCGCUUCGUUUGAUAAGCGUUAUAAGGCAGCGUACCAUCGCUUGAGCAGUUCUCUGGGCCGAGAAGAACUGAGGAGGAAGAGAGUACAGCCGCCCGGUCCUAAAGCCAUCGACUGCAGACGCUGCUUCCUGCUGCCGCUGGAGUGCUGAUCACACACACACACACACACACACACACACACACACUCCGCUUGUCUCGUCUUGCCGUCGUCUAACCGCUUCUUGAAGAGGAAACGCAAAACACAGUCUGAGCGCUUCUGCAGAUGCAUUGCAUUAUGCUGCUGUGCAUUAUGGGAACACGUGAGCCUUUCACUAAUAACAGCAAACUGACACCCGGCCGCCCCUCGGAAGAUUUAAUAGGAUCUAAUGUGGCGUCUGAAUUUACCUCGUUUAUUUCUCUUGGUUUUAUUUCAUGGAACUCAAAGAUGAAGAUUCCGGUUGGGAACGCCGGAAGGCAUCAUGGGAGUUUGAGAUGAUCCUGCAGUGGAGUGAUGUUUGUGUGAGAUGUUUCCUGACCAGCAGAUCCAUCGUCUCUGUUCUGGACAGAAGAGUUGCUCAGUAAACUAG
Messenger RNA from Carassius carassius (crucian carp), 836 nucleotides. Its product is annotated as DENN domain-containing protein 4B-like. The coding region runs from base 60 to 419 and encodes 119 amino acids. NCBI's taxonomy places the organism in Eukaryota, Metazoa, Chordata, Actinopteri, Cypriniformes, Cyprinidae. Gene Ontology annotation, cellular component: cytoplasmic vesicle. The record is from RefSeq and is a predicted model, not a curated record. The transcript is spliced from 3 exons. Gene Ontology annotation, biological process: regulation of Rab protein signal transduction.